AUGGGAUAUUAUUUUUUAAGUUUAUUUAUAAUUAUUCUUAUCAUACUUAUUUCAAAUAUUUUCUGUUUAUGGUUAAGUGAAGAUGGAUUAUUUUAUGAUAAAGAGUUAGAUAUAUUAAUUCCUUAUUGUAAUCCUAUGGGAGGAAAAUGGAAUUCAACAUUACAUAUAUGUUUAUGUUAUGGACAUUAUAGUGGAUCAAGAUGUGAAUUUGUAUCUAAAUGUCUUCAUGGACAAUUAAUGAAUGGAAGGUGUGAAUGUGCAUAUGGAUGGCAAGGUGAUUUAUGUAACAGAAUAAAAUGUUAUCAUGGUACAGCUGUGACAUCAAAUAAAUGUAUAUGUAAUAAAAAUUUUGGUGGUAUAUAUUGUGAUAGUUGUGUAGAAAGGAAUACUAAUGGUCCACCAGAUUGUAUUUCUACUCUUUAUGAGGAUGAAUAUGAUGAUUAUGAUGAUGAAAAAAUUAAAGUAACUUAUAUAUAUAUAUAUUUAUUACGGUUUCUGGUAAUAUUUGGAGUAUUUAUGUGUUUAUUUGUUUUAAAACAAACAUUUUUUUUGUUAAGAAAAAGAUGUAUUGAAAAUAAAGUAGAUGAUCAUUUAGAUAAUAUUAGUAUUAUCAGUGAACGAGCAAUUAUAAAAAAGACUGUUGAAAAGAUUCAUGGAAUUAAAUUUCCUCCAACAUAUGAAGAGUCUGAGAAAAAAAAUUUAUUACCUGAAGAUGAAAGAAAUAUUUAUAGUGUACCUGAUGGUGCUGGACCUCCAAUAUAUGAGGAUAUUGAAGUUCAACAACCUAUAUUAUCUACCAUUGUAAAUUAA
Strongyloides ratti is the source of this 810-nucleotide messenger RNA. RefSeq lists its product as hypothetical. The record is from RefSeq and is a predicted model, not a curated record. Bases 1 to 810 code for a protein of 269 amino acids. The transcript has a single exon. NCBI's taxonomy places the organism in Eukaryota, Metazoa, Nematoda, Chromadorea, Rhabditida, Strongyloididae.